This is a messenger RNA of Asterias rubens (European starfish), 3677 nucleotides long. Its product is annotated as rho GTPase-activating protein 19-like. Bases 307 to 2091 code for a protein of 594 amino acids. Lineage: Eukaryota; Metazoa; Echinodermata; Asteroidea; Forcipulatida; Asteriidae. The transcript is spliced from 12 exons. Gene Ontology annotation, biological process: signal transduction; regulation of small GTPase mediated signal transduction. Gene Ontology annotation, cellular component: cytoplasm. The record is from RefSeq and is a predicted model, not a curated record. Gene Ontology annotation, molecular function: GTPase activator activity.
CAUGUAUAGUUUGGCCGGGCGGAAGGCCGAUUCCUUUCUGUCUUUCUUCGUUUAAAUAAAAAUUCAAACCUUGAAUUUGGUUUGGUUCGUGCAGUGGGAUUUAGAAAACACAUGAAAUAACUGUUUUUAUUGUUAUCGUUGGGUAUUCUGCGUAGCGUCUGUCCAGAUCGACAACAACCGGAACACAAACACAGAAGAUUUCAUUUCAAAUUGAUUUGAUUUGUGAUUGACUCUUUUGUUGAGGAUUGGACUUGGAAUUUGGAUGAGACAACUUUCCCAACUUUCAAGGACGAGAUACGCUGAGCCAUGUCUACGGAAUACUUGUGCAACCCUCUUCAUUAUGUAGAGGCAAUGAAGCACAAACACCCAGCCAUACUUAAGGACUGGUGCUGUACUGAGCUCUCCCAUGUAUUAGAUUUCAGUGGCUCCGAUGGUCUGGGUCAGGUGUUAGCAGGCAUCAUUGAUAUCAGGCAGGGAAAAACAUUUGUUAAGAAGUUCAGCAGAAAUAAACAAAAAAGUUAUGGUGUAACAUCAGUUGGUUGUGGAGUAUUUGGUGCACCCUUGACAGAAGAAGGUUACUGCCAGGCUCGCCAGCUAAUUGACUUUCUAAAAGAUUAUAUCAGCAAGGAAGGUAUAUUUCGCAUUCCUGGCAACUCAGAGCGCCAACGCCGUUUGAAGGACAAGAUUGGUAGCGGUCUUUUAGUUGAUUUGGAUAAUGAUGUCUUCACUGCUCAUGAUGUAGCCUGUGUCUUAAAGACCUACCUUGGAGAUCUUCCUGAACCCUUACUGACUGACAAACAUUAUCCUGCUCAUGUACAAGCUGCAGGUUUGACAUUUAAAAUGAAUGAAGUGCCAUGCUUGACGGAGGAGCUUGGCAAACAGUAUAAAGACCAGAAGACUCGAGAUCACAUCACAGCAUUGAGAUACCUGUUCCUUAUGCUGCCUCCAGUUUACUUAAAGAUGCUGAGAGAACUCUUGGAACUCCUUCAUUCCAUCACAGAACAUGAACAACUAAAUAAGAUGUCUGCAUUCAACCUUGGGGUCAUGUUUGCUCCACAUAUUCUCUGGCCUAGAUAUUUGACUGCAGAUGAUCUUCGGGAUCAGGUAUUUGUGAAUAAACUCAACUGUGGUGUGGAGUUCAUGAUCACACAUUUUCACAAAAUUUUCAAGGUUCCAGCCAAGAUGUUAAAACGAUGUGAGCAGUAUAUAAAGUAUGGCAAGCUGACUGAAGAUGAAGAGGAGAAACCUGCCCGUAAACUAUCUAAGGAUGAAUGUGACAGUAAAAGAGGUCGAGUCAUUAGUGCUCCUCAGACAGCUAGUGUUGAAGUCAAGAAAGAGAAGAUACAAACGGAGGCAGCAUUAGCUCAACUCUAUGCUCACGUCCAAGAGAUGCCUCCUAGCUCCAAGAAGAGAAAGCUUAUGAAACAGUUUGCAAAGAAUAGCAACAUGCCAGGUACACCUACAAGAGUGAAAGAAGAUGUGCUUGUAAACAGUAGGCAACGCAAGCACACACGAAGCAAAUCAGUUGGAGAUGUUAUUGUUAAACAUAUUUCCACCCCUGGGUAUAUGAAGAAGAGAAGACCAGCCCCACUUCCUCCUGCAGAACAUGAAGAGACUGCACAACAAAGAGGAUACAUGCGUGAUGUAAGGCAUGAAAUGCGUGAUCAACUUCGUAGGACUUGUGCCAACUCCUGGGAAACUCCUCCUACUGAGAGACAUCAGAGUCCUCAUGCUACUCACCAACACCGAUCUAAACAAUCCACUACCCCAACUUCUACUACACGGCAGAAAAGACCAGCUCCACUCACUCCCAAACAACUUCAACAACUUGGGCAAGUUUCCACAACGCCUAAGACUGAAGUAGUGAAGCCUGUACCUGCAGUGAGAUCCUCAAUACAGACCAGGAAGCGAAGAAGUGAUGGCCAACCUUCAGAUACUCCUACAGAAUCUACUGGCAGAAGUCAAAUCAAACCAGUACCAAAACCAAGGAUCGUCAAGGAAAACAGUCCAUUGAUGCCUGCUCGGCCCAGCCAUCAUCACCGCCGUCAACAACGACAAGCCAACAAGCAUGAGCUCAAUAGUCUGGUAUAGAAUACACUCAUUCUACAAACAUAACAAAUGUAUAAAUGUGUAGAUGGUCAAAUUAAGAUGUAAUGUUCAUAGAGUUGCUGAAGCACAAAAGUUAAGGUAAGCAUCUAACAACAUUUUGCAAUUAGAAAGUUAACUAGCCAAAAUACAGAGUUUUUACAUGCAAUUAUAAAGGCUGGUUUCUUGCUCAUUUUAGCUUAUUUCAUAAUACACUGUUAAGCAGAAAAUAUUGCUAAGAAGUAUAGCAUGUUUAUAAGCAGUCAUCCCCUGCUUAGUUAUGCUGCUUUAUGAAUCUGAUUCAAAAGUUAUGUUCAAAUUCACAUGACUUGUCAGGUACAAGAACAUUUUUAUUAUCCAAGGUAUGCCCGUAUUGAUUCCUACUUUUUUGACUUUGUUUUCUUUAUUAUUUAUCACAAACUUGUAUAUACAUUGUCAUUGAUUGAUCCUGGCUUCCAAACUUUCUUGAAAGAGGUUUGGCUAUCAAGGGUAGAAAGACAGACCAAAUGUAGGUUCUGAUUUUAUUAUAGAUAAUAUAGACUUGCUUAAUCAGUUUGGGUUUUUUUCGUUCCCAAUUUCCCAAUGCAACACCCAUAUCUGCUGGAUUUGUUCAAAUAAAAAUCUCACAAGUUGAACUAUGAACUCACCAGCAAGACACUUUGUAAAAAAAUGUACAGAGAUAGAUUUUUGGUGGACCCUCAAUCACGGUGGUAUAAGAUGCAUUUUUGGGGGUAUUUGUAGUGAAGAAAUGAUAAAGAUAUAUCUAAAACAGCUACACACUAAUGGGUUAUGAUUUACAAAGUGCAAGCAAUACUAUAAUCCAGUUACUUCUUAAUGUAAUGUCCAUAAAUUAGGUUCUCUAAUGUAGUUUUGAAAAUUGUUUUGCCUGAUCUUUUUUCUUGUGAACCAAAAGGGCCAAAUAAAACAGCAAAGGCAAUGGUGUGCCAGCUGUGCCAAACUUGGCCACUUCUAAGAAAGAGUAAAAUGGUAAAUUGCAAUGUAAAGAUAAGCCUGAUGUAUAAAUAUGUAUAUGACAGGCCGAGUAGGUGUCAUCUCAUGUAUUUGAGUAGCAAGUAAUGGUAAAAAGUGCUUUGUGUUUACAUGAAGCAUCACACUUUUUAGUAUUUUUAAUCCAAACAUGCCUAUCAUACAUGAUUAUCUGUUCAUUUUUUUUAAAGCACUGCUGAGAAACCUAUGAUUUUUCAGAAUUUUAAAUCAGAGUUGUUAAAUCGGAAGUGAAAUAUAAAACAAUUUAAUGCAAUUUGUACAUUAAUAAUCUUCUGUACAAAGUCCUGUACAAUACUGCUCCGGGUACUUUGAGAAGCAAGGUAGGAUUUUCAGAAUUUUAAUUUCUAGUUGAAUAUUUUGAAGUUUGACCAGUGCAGGCAACUGCCCCAAUUGUCUCUCUCUCUGGCUUACUGCUGGUAAGGGAACACAUUUUAUACUGUAUAUGAAGUAUCAGUUUUUAUUCAACCAGUGGCAUAGCAUAAGCAUGGAUAUUUUACAAUUGUGACAUAUUGUGACAAAUCUUAAUUCCCACAACAUAGACAAAAGGUAAACAUUGUUAUUGUCAAGGCAAGGGCAGGCUGUUU